Messenger RNA from Notothenia coriiceps (black rockcod), 708 nucleotides. Its product is annotated as centrosomal protein of 162 kDa-like. NCBI's taxonomy places the organism in Eukaryota, Metazoa, Chordata, Actinopteri, Perciformes, Nototheniidae. The transcript has 7 exons. Bases 10 to 708 code for a protein of 232 amino acids. The record is from RefSeq and is a predicted model, not a curated record. Gene Ontology annotation, cellular component: centriolar satellite; axonemal microtubule; nucleoplasm. Gene Ontology annotation, biological process: cilium assembly.
GACUCACUGAUGGUACCAGUUGGGAACAUGACAGUUAUUUGCUUGGACACCAUAGAAGAAGAACAGGAGAAGGCCAGGUUCUUUUCCCAAAUUGAGGCGGGGCCUUUAUCCACUAUAGAUUACUCCAAGCUGAACAGAGUGCUGGACUCAACAAGCUCUACCCUCGCUACUCACCACAGGGAAGCUGAUGCAGAGGGGAAGCAGAGUGAAGAUCAGAGGAGAGUCACAGCGAUCAGCAGGGAGUCUCCAGGAUCUCCACAUUACAGUGAGGAUUUUGAGGAAGAGGAAAAUGAGAAAGAGCCGCUGGAGGAGAAACCGAAGAUGUCUUCAAUUCUUGCCAAAGUUUCUCUGCAUGAUUCCCUGGAUGACACAGCAGACAGAAGAAAGGACUCAGCAGGGUCACUGGACAGAGGGCGGGCCUACGUGCAGAGUGGAGGCUCAGAUAUGGAGGCUGUCCAUGAGGCCUACAGGCAGAUCCAGGUUGUGGAGGAUUCAGAGGACCAUCAUCUCCAUUAUUCUUCUCUGGAAGGAAGGGUGGGCCUCACCAUCACCCCACUUCCUCAACACAAGCAGUCUCUUCAGCCGGCUGAUACCAAUGAGUCAGAGCUCCCCACUGCAGAGGAGUUGAUGAGACCCAUCCGUCCGGAGCAGGAUGAUGUCAGAGGCUUCACCCUCCAGCCUGUCAGGUCAGGAUUCAUUUUACUUUGA